CGACACGCACUGCUCGUGAGGUGCGACCAUGGCCACCGGCAAUGAGUAUCAGCACCGCGUGCUGUACAACUGGCUCCUCCACGACCUGUACACCAAGGGCAAGCACGACGAGGCGGUGGCUCUGGUGGACCAACAGCUGGCGACGACAGGCGGAGCAUCCGAGUAUGCCCACUACAUCAAGGGCCUCAUUCAGAGGUCGCAGGGCAAGGUGACAGACGCUCUGGCACAGUUUGAUGCCGCUUGCAGACUCAAUCCGGCCUCGGCCGACAACGCCAAGCAGAAGGCCCGUACUCUGUUCCUGCUCGGGAGACACGCUGCCGCACUGGAGGUCUACGAUCUGGCACACGAGCUGCAUGUGGCUGAUGAGAAGCGGCGCGCGGCCGCGGGCAAGGCGCCUGGGGCCCGCGUCUCGCGCGCGGCGAGGGCUCUGCAGGAGCGCGGCGAUUGGGAGAUCUGGCACAACAAGGGUCUCUGCCAUAUGUAUCUUGGCGAUCUUGAGGCGGCGGCAGACGGGUUUGAGCGGGCCAAUGCCAUUCAGCGCCACGACGUCACGUACCUGAUGCUGUCCAAGCUCGCCGAGCUCCGCGGCGAUGCCGAGGGCGCGCGACGGCUGCUGGCCGAGGCGCUCGAGUUCUCGCCGGAGAACCCGGAGCUGCUGACGGGCCUCGGCGAGCUGCACAUGGCGGCCAACGACGAGAUGCAGGCGUUUAAUCAGCUCGGCAAGUCGCUCUCGCACAACCCGCGCGAUGUGGGCACGCUCCUGGCGGUGGCGUCGGUCAUGCAGUGCAACGCCGACUACGACGGGGCGCUGGCCAAGCUGCGGGCGGUGGCGCAGCUCGCACCCAACGCGCCGCAGCUGUGGAACAACAUCGGCAUGUGCUUUUACGGCAAGGGCAAGGCUGUUGCAGCCAUCUCAUGCCUCAAGCGAGCGCUGUUUCUAGCCCCGUUUGAGUGGCUUGUCAACUACAACCUCGGCAUCGUCCACCUCGCACAGGCACAGCCGGCGUCGGCGUUCCACUUUCUCAACGCCGCUGUCCGGCUCAACCCGGACCUGGCUGCCGGCUUUAUGUACCUCGGCGUUACCCUCUCCAAGCUUGGUGACUUUGCCAACGCCUGCACCGCCUACGACAAGGCGAUGGGACUCGCGGGGAAGAUUGAGCAGAACGCGCAGACCAAGGCCGAUGUUCUGCGCAUUCCGCUCAACUACGCCAUCACCUGUCACCGCUUUGGCGACACGGCACGGGCGGCACGUAUGUUUAUGCAGUUUGAGGCGUCACUGGCGGCAGCCGACGAGCCGUACUCGGUCCCGCCCGAGCUUGCCAAGCCAUUGGAGGCGCUGCGCGGUCUGUACGGUGUCGGCAAGUCGGGCUCGUCGACCUCGCUCUCGCCGGCCACGUCAAACGCCUCGGGCGAUCUUGUGCCGGGCUCCGCCACGGGCGCGGCCGCGGCCUCCACCACUGCAUCGGGCGUCCCGGCCUCGGCCGGUCUCUCGGGCUCGCCGCGCACCAAGCGAGUCCGCCUGGACCUCCUCAAAGUCGUCCGAGCCGGUCAGCCGGUACACAACGUAGACGACGGCAUCGUUCUCGAUGUUGGCGUCCGAGAGCGUCUUGGCAUCCUCCACCGGCUCGUCAUUGAAGAUGAUCCGCUGAUCCUCGGCCGGCUGCUCCGUAAUGAUCUCGAUCUGAGCCUUGACAUCCGCCACCGUCUGCGUCGGCUCGGUCUCCACAAACAUGGUCUCGUUCUUGUGCUUGACCCGAAUGUCACAAGCCCUGCUCCCUCCACCAUUGGUGCCUCGGACGACGCCCUCGUCGCCUCGUCAGGCUCUGGAACAGCGGUUUCUCACGGCUCGUCCUCGGCCUCGCCUUCGGUCGCUACCUUGGCCUCGGACCACUCAGGUGCCUCUGCGGAGCCUCAUAUGCGGACACCGGUUCCGCGCCUUGCGCUCACCGCAGCGAAUCUCGCCCGCAUCCAGGCUGCGCACAGUGGGCAGGGCGGCGGCCGGGGCAGCGACGGGAGUGCCUCGCGGCCGGACGGGGCCAAGGCCUCGUUUGAGUCGCUCUCCUCCUUUGUCUCGGACUCAUCGGGCUACACCGUUGGGUCGCGGACGCAGCAACUGGCGUCGAUGCAUUCGCCGCGCUCGCUGGACCUGCCCUCGCCGCGGCGGCUCGUCACCCCGCGGAUCCUCUCGCGCAAGUACCAGUUUCUGCGCACCCUCGGCCGCGGCUCGUACUCGCUCGUCAAGCUCGCCAAGAUGGCGACAACCGGCGAGCUGGUGGCGGUCAAGGUCCUCACCCCGCAGGUCCAGUCCGAGACGGUUCGCAUCUCGCGUGAGACCAAGGUGCUCAACCUACUCUCACACCCGCACAUUGCCUCGCUCCGCGAAGUCCAAGUCACCGUCGAUCACGUGUACAUGGUGAUGGAGUACGUCUCUGGUGGCGAGCUCUUUGACUACAUCGUCACCCGCGGCCGCAUUCGCGAGGCCGAGGCCCGCCGCCUCUUCCGCCAGCUCGUCUCGGCUGUCGCCUACUGCCACGGCAACUAUCUCACCCAUCGCGACAUUAAGCUCGAGAACCUUCUGCUCGACGACGAGGUCAACGUCAAGCUCGUCGACUUUGGCUUUGUCAACGAGUUCCGCCCGCAUGAGGUCCUGGAGACCGCGUGCGGGACGCCGGCAUAUGCCGCCCCGGAGCUCCUCUCUGCCCAGCCCUACCUUGGCCCGCACGUCGACAUUUGGGCCAUGGGCGUCACCCUCUACGCUAUGGUCACCGGCUCACUUCCCUUUGACCACCCAGACGUGGCCACCCUCUACUCGCUCAUCCGCAAGGGCGAGUUCUACCAGCCGCCGCAGCUCUCGGACGGGGUCAACGCCCUCAUCGCCGGCAUGCUCACUGUCGACCCGACCCAGCGCUUCUCGCUCGACGAAAUCGCCAACCACCCGUGGAUUCUCGAGGGCUACUCCGGUCCGCCGGACACCCAUCUUCCGCACCGCGAGCCUGUCGUCGCCCCCGAGCACUCAAUCCUCGUCGAGCUUGCCGGCUACGGCUUUUCCACCCUCGAGGUCACUCAUGCCCUUCUCCACAACGAGCCGUGCCUCCACGCCGCCGUCUAUCAUCUCGCUUGCGAGCGCCGCGCUGCCGCCAACGCGGCCGCCGCUGCUCGCGACGCGGAGCUCGGCUCGCUUCAUGGCUAUGGCUCUGGCUCUGGCUCUGGUCCUAGCACGGCCUCGUGCAACUCGUACUCAUCGUACGGCUCGUCAUCGUCGCACGUUCGCGUCCGCACCUUUUCAACCUCCGGCUCGGGUUCGGGCUCGCGCCGACGCUCUGUCUCGGCCACCCGCUCGCACUCGAGAUUCUCGUCGUCGACCACGCUCGGCUCGGUGGCAUCCGUCACUUCGGUUGCGUCGGCCGGCUCCAACGCCUCCGACUCGGACUCGGUAGCCAAAGACGCGUCAGCCGCCACUGCGUCGGCGGUGAGCGCGACGACGCCCACCCUUCCAGCACUUCCGCGUCUUGACCUCGACAAGACCCGGCCGGCCGCUGCAUCGCGCUCACGGACCAAGUCGUCGUCGUCGGGCUCGCCGUCGUGCGGCCGCGAGCUCGACUCACCGGUCGCGACACCGGGCAAGACCGGCAAGCACAAAAAGCAUGUCAAGCGCCGGACCCGCAUUCGGGUCCGCAAGCAGGUCCGCGCCCAGGCCCGCGCUGCCCGACGCCCCACGCCAGCCAGCACGGCGUUCCCGCACAACCCGCCGCCGUCGACCUUGUCGGUCUCGUCGUCGCGCUCGCGCUCACCCAAAACCAUGAGCCCGGUAUCGAGCCUGACGCCGAUCUCGGAGGCCGUCGCUCCCCAUCCUCCGCCCAGCAUCGCCGUUGCGAACAUCCGCGCCGCAGGUACUCGUACCCGCGCCCGCGCCAUCUCGGCCUCCUCAUUCGAGAACUCGGUCUCGUCCAUCGACUGGUCCGCUGUCCGCUUCGCGCCGCUCAACAAGUCUGAAGACUCCGAGGGCGACCUUCCAACACGGUGCGCGGCCUCGCCGCCGCCGUCCGGCGACCAACCGUCUGGCGGCAAGACGAGCCGGCCAACGUCGGCCACACCCACACCUCCGGUCGACACCGCCGUCGACGCCCAGCUCCAGCUCUCGCUCUCGCCACGCGUUCUCGAAUACGCGCGCUCGACUGGCGCGCCCAAAGGAAUGCUCACUGCGCCCGGGCGAUGGGAAGCAAUGGCCGAGCGCCGCGCUGCCGAACAGGCGGCCGCCUUGGGCGAGGGCACCCCGACCUCGCCCAACAUGCCCGAGCUCCGUGCCGUCCGCGGGCCGUUCUCGGUCGAGACAACGACAACCCGCUCGCUCAAGGACACCUGUGCAUGCAUUGCCGAUGCCCUUGAGGACUGCGCCGUCGACUUUACCCUCUCCAACUAUGUCUACGACUGCAAGCUAGCCCUCGCCGACCAAGACGACCUCAGCUUUACCAUCGAGAUCUGCCGCCUCCGCCGCAUGUCGCUCCUCGGCAUCAAGUUUACCCGCGGCGAGGGCCAGCCGUGGAUCUACAAGGCCCAAAUCCAGAUUCUCCUUGCCCGCAUGCGCCUUUAA
This is a messenger RNA of Thecamonas trahens ATCC 50062, 4591 nucleotides long. RefSeq lists its product as uncharacterized. Bases 29 to 4591 code for a protein of 1520 amino acids. The transcript is spliced from 5 exons. The record is from RefSeq and is a predicted model, not a curated record. Gene Ontology annotation, molecular function: protein binding; protein kinase activity; ATP binding. Gene Ontology annotation, biological process: protein localization to cilium; cilium assembly; protein phosphorylation. Lineage: Eukaryota; Apusomonadida; Apusomonadidae. Gene Ontology annotation, cellular component: ciliary basal body.